AUGCAGUCAGCAGAGGUCAUAGUGAUCGGAGCAGGUAUCGGUGGCUUGUGUGCAGCAAAGACGUACAAGGAGCUCGCAUCUGACACAGAACUUUUAAUCCUCGAAUCUCGUGCUACCGUGGGCGGAGUAUGGGCCAAGCAGAACCUAUAUGAAGGUAUCAAGACCAACAACCUCGUCGGCACAUAUGAGUUUAGCGACUUCCCACUACUAGGCGAACCCAAGUAUGGACUGAAGGAAGGCCAGCACAUUCCUGGCCAUAUCGUGUACCAGUACCUCGAAGACUAUGCUCAACACUUCGACAUCCACCGUCUGAUACAGUUCCACACCGAUGUCAAGGAGAUCGAGAAACUCGACAAUGGCUGGAGAAUCCUGGCCACGAGAACAGACGUCGAUGGCUCACCAACAGAGCAAAUCUACUCCUGCAAAAAGCUAAUCAUGAGCAACGGCCUCGCAUCCACCCCCCGCCCGGUCUCCCUCCCCGGCAUGGAAUCCUUCGACCGCCCCCUCUUCAACCACUCCCGCCUCCCCGACCUCGCACCCGCCAUCGCCAAAGACCCCUCCAUCCACUCCGUCACCGUCAUCGGCGCCUCCAAAAUCGGCUACGACGCCGUCUACCUCUUCGCCUCGCACGGCAAAAACGUCAACUGGAUCGUGCGAGAGAGCGGGGGAGGCGCGGUGUGGAUGUCUCCGCCGUGGAUUCCGCUGGGGCCGUGGACGGUUAUGCUGGAGCAUGUGGUUACGACGAGGUUGUUUACGUGGUUUAGUCCGUGUGUUUGGGGGGAGUAUGAUGGGUUUGCGUGGGCUGAUACCGUCGAAGGCAAUGGGUACAGGAAGGAGAAGUCGCUUGCUCAUCUUGAGCCCAGAGAGAGCCUCUUCUGGAACGCCCGAGUAGGCAUCCACAACUACGCCUCAGACGUCCACGACUACCUCCGCUCCGGCCAAGUCACGCUCCACAGGAAAGACGUCGAUCGCAUCGGCAAGGGUGGCCAUAUCGCCUUCUCAGACGGCAGCACCUCCACAACAGACGCCCUCAUAGCCAUAACAGGCUGGCAACUUGUCCCACGCAUCACCUACAAACCCGCCGGCAUCGACGCUGACCUCGGCGUCCCCAGCACAACAUACACGCCCCAACAAGCCAGCUUCUGGACCGACCUCGACAGCAAAGCCGACGCCCACAUCCUCGGCCGCUUCCCCUACCUCCAAAGCCCACCCGAAGCCAAACUCCCCAUCACCCAGACCGUAACCCCCUUCCGUCUCUACCGAGGCAUCGCGCCCCCAGCCCUCACAGCGCGCGGCGACCACAGCCUAGCUUUUAUGAAAAUGGUCCACUGCACCGCGAACCUCAUCCUCGCUGAGACGCAAGCGCUGUGGGUCUUCGCUUACCUCAAGAAUCAGCUCUCGGUGGACAGGGAGGGUGUGUACUGGGACACCGCGCUGACGAGUCGAUACGGAAAGCAUCGGUAUCCCUGGGGGUUUUCGGCUUGGUGGCCGGAGUUUGUGUAUGAUGUUGUGCCGUAUGCGGAUAUGCUGUUGAGUGAUUUGGGGUUGAGGCGGUGGAGGAAGGGGUGGUGGUGGAGGGAGGUGGGAGAAGGGUAUACUGUGCAUGAUUAUAAGGGGAUUUGUGGGGAGUGGAGGGCGAAGCAGAAGAGGAUGCAGGGUAGAAUAGAAUAG
This is a messenger RNA of Saxophila tyrrhenica, 1671 nucleotides long. RefSeq lists its product as uncharacterized. The record is from RefSeq and is a predicted model, not a curated record. The transcript has 4 exons. Lineage: Eukaryota; Fungi; Ascomycota; Dothideomycetes; Mycosphaerellales; Extremaceae. The coding region runs from base 1 to 1671 and encodes 556 amino acids. Gene Ontology annotation, molecular function: oxidoreductase activity.